This is a messenger RNA of Elaeis guineensis (African oil palm), 3198 nucleotides long. RefSeq lists its product as uncharacterized. Lineage: Eukaryota; Viridiplantae; Streptophyta; Magnoliopsida; Arecales; Arecaceae. The record is from RefSeq and is a predicted model, not a curated record.
CGUGAUGCGCGCUCUGUCUCUCUCUCUGUGUGCGAGAUUUGCAUUUUGUUUCUGUUUCUUCGUUUCGAUCCUUCAAACGGAUUAAAGAUAAGAAUCUUUCAGAAGAAAACCAAGAUUGAUUGAUUGUUUCCUGUGAAUACUCCCUCUUCCAUUGCUGAUCCAUCACGUUACUAAAGAAGAAAUUAUAGAGAGAAAACGAGAUAUGGCAUUGGGGGCAAAAGAAAUAGUUCUGUAUAUCAGAAGAACUAGUCACAUAUUUAUUCGUGAUCAUCCCUUUGCUAUUGGCAUGGUAUUUUUUGUUCUUAUACUUUACAAGUUGUUUCCUUCUCUAUUUGUUUUUCUGGUCUCUUCCUCUCCUGUCAUUGUCUGCACUGCCCUUCUUCUUGGAAUCAUUCUCGUUUAUGGUGAACCAAAUAUCCCUGAAGUUGAAGAGGAAGAUAGAAAGACUCGGAGGUUGAGUCCUCUUAGAGUUGGAGCCGUAGUCAGUGUGGAAGGUAGAAGAGAAACUGAGGAGAUGGCAGUAAGAGAGGAUGUGUUGGGUGAUGGAAGGGCUAGCCGCGGCUGCAAGGCAGCGGUGCAGGGAUAUGGCAGGGAUGUCAGUUCCAUGGCUGCAAGCUCUUUGGUCGAUGAAGACAAGAAAGAGAAUUGUGGUAAGAAGGUUAGUGAAGAUGAGAAAAGUCGAGGUGAUGGAAUUACUAAGAAGAAAAAAUCUUCUUCAGAAAAACUAGCUGUAGGUGGAGCCAGAGCAGGUAAGGAUAUUGAGGGUGCAAUCAUCUCAAAUCAAAAAAAAGCUCGGGAUCUUAAGAAGGGAGCUGGUAGGCCUAAUUCAGACGAUGGCCUCGAUCCAUCUUUGUGUUCAUCCCAGCAUCAUGUUGAUCACCAUGAUGCUUCUUCGGGUUCUGAACCUGACCAAGCAGAGAGUUCAUCUCCUGAUGCCGCUUCUGUGUCUGAGAUCAUGCCAAUGCUUGAUGAGCUUCACCCACUUUUAGACUCUGAAUCUCCUCAGCCUGCUCUUGUAUCCAAAGACAACUCAGAUGAUGCUUCUGUAGAGUCCUCGGAUGAUGGUAGUGCAGAGGAAGAGGCUGAAAACCAGGAGGAUGAAGAUGAUGAAGGGCAGGAGGAGAAAGAUGAUGAAACCAAACCUGUGGUAACGUGGACAGCAGAUGAUCAGAAGAACCUCGUGGAACUCAAAAACUCCGAACUAGAAAGGAAUAGGAGGCUGGAAAAUGUAAUUGCAAAGCAAAGAGCGAGAAAGUUAAUGGAGAAAAAUUUAAUAGAUUUGGAUAGUAAUGACUCGUUGCCAAGCAUAGAGGAGCUGUCACGCUUUCAGGUUCAGAUUCCACCUGUUUUUCCACCAAGACGGAACCCCUUUGAUCUUCCUUAUGGUGCAGAUGAAAUUCCCGGUUCAGCUCCUUCUAGAUUACUGCCUAGACGAAACCCUUUCGAUCUUCCUUUUGAACAACCAGAUGAAACUGGUAGCUCCAUGGCAGAGAAUUUGAGCCAUCAAGAAGUUCUGACAAAUCCGCAGCGAGAUAUUUUGUUUAGAAGGCAUGAGAGCUUCACUUCAGGAGCAUUAUUUAUCGAGGAUAUUACACAAGAGAGGCGCAUCUCUCGGUUCAAGCCCUAUUUUGUUGCAGGGAGGGCUGAUGCAGAGGAGGCAGGAUUUGCUGAUGGUCGGAGAGAAUCAAGUGAGAAGAGUGACUCGAAGGUGAGUUCUCCAAAAUCUCUAGCAGCAUCUUCGGUUACCGAGCAGGAAUCUCAUAAAGAUCGACCAGAACAAGAAUUGCAUCAAGAGAGUGAUUCUCCUGCUUACCAUGAUGCUGAACCUAGUGAGCAAGAAAGUCAAUCCUCUGAUGAAGCAGAUUCAGUGGAUAUCGAACAAGUACAGAGUGGGAUUAAUCCAAGUGAUGAUCACAGCAUGGUCAUGGAAGACACUUGUCAAGCCGCUGAAGCUUCUAGAGAAGUUGGAGAGGAAACCAAUGAAGAAUUGGAACAAAAUGCCAUUAUUUCAUAUUCUGGGAAAGCUGUAGUAAUUGAUGAGAAGUAUGAGUCAGGCUUCUCCACUUCAUCAGAAGGGAAUGAGAAGAGUACUGAAGCGAGCAUUCAGGACAUUCAGGAACAAGCAGCUAGUCUGGAGCAAACACUUACUGCAGAUUCUGAUAUUCAUGAUAGGGAAGUAGAGCAAGUGGAUGAUAGUCAGGUUGUAGAACCUGUUUAUGAUUCUAGUCCAUCAGCAGUUGAAAAAACCCAAUCUCAUGUUUCAGCGCUUGAUGCAGCUCUACUCGGUGCUGGACAAGAAGGUUUCAAUUUCCACAACUCUUCAAUAUCCGACAUGCAAGCAGAUGUUUCAUUAGUGGGUUCACCCCCAAGGACAUCUCAGACGAAUAAUUCCUUAGGAGAAAGAACAAGAGAAGAGUUGGCAUCUGCUGGUGAAAUGUUUUGGGUUGCAUCGAGUUUAGCUUCUGUUGAGGAGAAUGAAUCAAGAUCAAGGGAGAUAUCUGAGAUCAGGGAGCGUGAUGUUAUUGGAGAUGAAUUAUCUGGAGUUCAUGAUGAUUUGUUUCAUCCAAUUGUGCCAAUGUUGCCAAAGGCAUCAAGUGAGCGGCAGUUACGUCGCUCAAGUUUGUCUUCACGCCGCUCAAGUUUGUCUUCACGUCGCUCAAGUUUAUCUUCGGUGGAGAGUGAAUCAAGUGAAGAUCCCAGACCUCCUCACCUCCUCUGCCUACGCCGUCUUCCACGCCUCCCGCAAGCUACCCAGCAUUGUCGAAGCAUAUUCAGCCCCAAGCAUCAUCGAAGCUCUUGUGGCCCUUGUGGUGUCCAUCACUUGGUUGAGCUCAACCACGCCUUCCUCUCCUACCCUGCUGGCAUCUACCUGGUCCACUUUCACCACCUCCUUGCCUCUGGGAUGGUAGGUGCCAUGACCUCCACUAGUGCGCUCCACCGUCAUAUCAGCAAUCAGAUCAACCUUCAUGGCAUUGCCACCAAUGGAAUGGUCACUACAGGAUACUCAGUGCUGCCUCUGGGAUGGGGGAUGAAGAGGCUCUGCUGGAAAGGUAGUGCUAGUGUUAGCAUUUCCAUUGCAUGGUGAAAGAAGCAUUAGCAUUAUCUCCUUCUCAUGUUCUGUUAGCCAGGUGAGCAUGUAUCAAUGUUAGAGCUAAUUCCAAGUGAGCCUAGAAAUUCUAGGGGUGCAAACUUGAUCCA